Amoebophrya sp. A25 is the source of this 504-nucleotide messenger RNA. The record is from the annotation of a GenBank genome assembly. Lineage: Eukaryota; Dinophyceae; Syndiniales; Amoebophryaceae.
AUGAGCGCCGCGGGUCUUGCACAGAGGAAGAACGGCCUCAACAAGAGAAAUGCCCUGGAGUCGGAGUUUGGCGAUUUUGGUAGACGUAACGGCCAACUCGAACAAGAAAACUCACCAGAUCCAGGAAAUUCAUCGAUGAAGAAACGGAAAACACAAUUGCCUCCAGAAGAAAAGAGAAGUGACGAGUCAGAAUCCGAUAAAGUUGAACUCAGUUUACAAUCGGACGAAAAAACAACGCAAUAUAAGAUGGAACAGAUCAAUGAGACGAUCCACGCGACGGGCAGUAAUCUGCCCGCUUUGAAUGUAGUGGAGAAGGACAUGGGCAAGAACAUGAAUGAGUCCACGACUUCCACUGCUGGAAAUGGAGGCAAUACCAGCGCAGCAGGCAGUACCAUGAUUCGCGAUGAAGAUAACGCUGAAACGGGUCGAUUGUAUUUUCGGGCCUAUUCUAUGCACAAAGCCCAGUUGAACAUGGUCAUCGACUACGUGCGCACCGAGUGUUAU